AGUUUUCUUUUAUUUUUUUAUUACUAUUUUAUCACUACCCUUUUGAAUAUUUUAGUAAGAUGCCAGCAGUUGUUGGUUUUGCAUGGGCAGCAUUUGCCAUUGGGGUCAUGCUGUUGUCCUUUUUUAGUAUAGGGUUUACACGGUAUUACCAAAGUAAACGAGACUCAGAGCUGUCGGCCACGAUUGUUACUAUGGUGGCAUUGACAUUUAUUUUUGCAACGGUGGCAUUAUUACCGAUUGAUGUAUUUUUGGUUUCAAGCACGGUAGACACGCAUACGGGAUUAAAGAAAUUAUGGGCCGAUAGUGACACAAUUUACUGGAUGACAUUUACAGUUCAGAUCAUGUAUUAUAUUUUGUAUGGAGCUAUUAUUACUUUUGGAUUUUUCGUGAUUCCGUAUGCUUAUUUUUAUCAUCGUGAAGAAGGACCGAAUAGACGCAAUGCAGCCUUCAAAUAUAGUUUGGUGUUUGUAGGCUUAAAUGUCAUUUUGUUUUUAUUUGGCUUGUUUUUAAAGCCCAAUAUUUUACCGCCUCAUAUUGAUCUAGAAUGGUUCCGCAAUCUAUUGAUUGAAAGCAAUGGAGCCAAGGCCACCUGGUUCGUGGUGGGUUGUUUAUUUCUUCCCGGAAUGGCAGUUUUCAUUGUUUACACCGCACCGGGAUUAUCUAUCUUGGCGUUUGCUCUGAUUAAGGGCAAGUCAAGAUUAGAUGUGGAAGACCAUGAUGUCCAUGAAAGAUUGGCUUUGGUACGAGAAGGCCAGGAAGUUAUUCAGCACAAAUAUUCUGGGUCGGAUGAAGCACUGAAUGCACAUGAUUAUCGUACAUUAGAAAAUCUGAAUGAUGAAGAAAGAAUCUUGCUGCGCCGUUUAAAUGGCAUCGAACAGGACAGGACAGACUUUGUGCAAAAAGUAAUUCGAGUUUUUAAACCAUUUCAGGUUAUCAUCGGUCUUUUAUUGAUGUCGCUGAGUCUAUUAUUGGCUAUCACCAUGUUAAUGAGCAUUAUUGACAAAUUGUCAUUCUCUGUAUGUGGUCGUAAAUGUGGCUACAUCAUCAGUCAAUCUCGAUUAUUCAAUCCUGUUAACUUUAUGUUUGUUCAUCUACAAAAGUUAUUCCCGCUUGAUUACAUGAUGAUGGUUGGUAUUGCUAUCUACUUUUUUUUGGCUACGAUGGCGGGUAUAAUUCAAAUUGGAGUUCGGUUCUUAUGGGUCACGCUGUAUCGUAUUAAAAAGAGAUCCACAGCACCUCAAGGACUGUUAUUCUCUUGCAUUUUACUAAUUUUUGGAGUGUUGGCCUUUAACUAUGCAAUUACAUCAGUGGUGGCACCGGGCUAUGCACAUUUUGGAAGUCAAGUUUAUUGUAAUCAUACGGAAGGAGGAAGAAGAGAUUGUACGACUGAAGUUGACAAGAUUUUCCCGUGCGAUGUAUAUGCACCACUUGAAAUUUGCACUCCAACCGUGUCUUCCACAUUGAUCGACCGCAUGACAUUAAACACACCAGUGUUUGGCUAUUUAUUUUAUUACGCUCAGUGGGCAUUUUUAGUAUCAUUUACAUUUGGAUUUCUAAUUUCAUUAUUUAAAUCACCCACAUAUGAAUCACAAGACCCCGAACGGGCCUUAUUGGACAAUCAUUGAUUGGAUGCAUUAAAAUAAAAAUAAACAAGCUCAAGCACGUUAUCUUUUAUAGCUAUUUCUCCUAUUAAGAGAAUUUAUACUUGCCAACUUCUGGAGGGGAAAACAAGAGAGAGAGAGAGAGGGCUCGUGCUCACUAUUUUUUUUUUUUUUUUUUUUUUUUUUGGAUUU
Messenger RNA from Mucor mucedo, 1793 nucleotides. RefSeq lists its product as uncharacterized. The transcript has 11 exons. Gene Ontology annotation, cellular component: vacuolar membrane. Lineage: Eukaryota; Fungi; Mucoromycota; Mucoromycetes; Mucorales; Mucoraceae. Gene Ontology annotation, biological process: protein localization to vacuole. The coding region runs from base 60 to 1625 and encodes 521 amino acids. The record is from RefSeq and is a predicted model, not a curated record.